AUGUGUGGGUGGUUUUUGCUGCCCAUAUGUGCCAUAAGCUCCCUGAGACCCUACAACAUAACAAAAUCAUUGUCUGAUGAAAUUCAAAAGGCAGCCACACAGGAAUUUGUGCUUGACAAUAGUUGGAAUAUUCUAAGAAAUUCAUUAAACAAGGAUAAAAAUAUCACAUUAUUUAAUCACCCACUGCCGCAUUAUACAGCAGCAACAGCAUUUGACACAUCUUCUUGGCAAUUAACGCAAAGUGUAUUGAACGAACAUAAAAGUGCUGACAAGAAUGCCGCUCGUCGUUCUGUUCCUGAUGAGAAUGUUAAAAUUCAUAAUGAUUUUCAUUAUGGAAUUAAUAAAAGCAAUCAAGAAAAUAAUUUCUACAACAACCAAAAACAACCAACACCUUUAUUGUCUAACAUCAAACUUGUAAACUCAUCAACCUUAUCGCCAUCGUCAGCAUCAUCGUUGUCACCAAGAGCAACAAACUCCACAUCAUCAUCAUCAGCGUCGUCAUAUUUUGAACGUGUUGAAUUGCUUGAAUCUCUGACGCAUACGAAAAAUGAAAAAUUACUACUUCAUCGAAACAAACGCUAUUUAUUAUUUCCCGAAGGUAGUUCUUUCCAGUUAGUUUUUGAUCUUAUCAUAGCGGUUGUGGAUUACACUAACUUUGCCAUUAUGGGCAUAACAUGUGCAGUGGCCUGGGAGUUACCGAGCAAACCGCCUAGUGAGAUAAUUGAGAAUUUCCGCACAAAACUUAACGAUGGUACAUUCGGUCUCAGUAGACGCAAUGAUUCCACACUGCAACAACUUGAGUACAUUAAUAGCCAACGAACGGAACAGGAGGCCGUAGAAGACAAUAAAAGAUGGGAGGUAGGCGUACCAGUAGACACUGCAAACAUGUACAACCAACCCUAUACACAGUAUCAGCAGCACCAGCAGCUGUCAGCAACAGUUGCAACCACAUCCGGACGUGAAAAAUUGUUAACGAACGCACCAAAGCCACAACAACUACCACCACCCCCAUCUUCAAGCAAUUUCUAUCACAACAACGACAACAACUAUCGUCACCGAGAGAAAUUCCAACCAUCAACAGCAACAACAUCUUUCUAUAGCCAGCAUCCGCAGCAACAACAGUGGCCCAACUACAAUUUCGAAACGUUUGAUACUAAUCAAAGAAAAACUUUAUACGCCAACGACAAUAAACAACGGCCAAUGUACCGAAAUGAUUUUGCCUUCCAAGCAAACAAAAACAACAACCAACAGGCUCAGCAUUCAGCCAACAAAUGGAAUGCUGAAAAUUGGCAACCAAAAAAACACCAAUACUCACACCAGCAGCCGCAGCCGCAGCAGACGAAAAUUCCAUACAACGAUGCAGGCGAUUACUGGAACAAAGACAACUGGUGGGAUCGCAACAAAGACCGCAUAGAAAAACACUGGCAGGAAAACCAACAGAAAUGGUCGUCGCAGUAUCAAGAAAAUUCCCAUAAUUAUCAAACACCCAUGUUUAGCAGGCGCACAGGCAGAAAUCGUAAAAUUUUAAAUAAACCACCAAAACAUCGCAUCUACCCGGUAUUUGGCAAACGUAGACGUAGACGUAGCAGUUCUGCUGACCAUCAUCGUGCACAUUUGCACAAUGACGAUUUCUCACAAAUACUGCAAGACAUUCACACCCGAGAACAUUUACAGACACGACAAAAACUGUAUGGAAAAAUUGAAAAACUUUAUAAAGCACGUGGUCAGAAUGGAACCGCUUGUGUUUUGAGGGCUCUCUGUGAAACAGAAAAAAAUCAUUUAAAUGCUCAUUACAACGAAACACCUCAAAGUUUUGUUAUGGAACUUUUGCGUUCCAUAUUUGCAUUGCCCAAAGCAAUGCUGGCCAACUCAAAGGAUUCGUCGUUGCAUCUACAUUCCCGCUACACGGAUGCGGUCUUGCAUGCACAUGAUGUCACCCAAAGUUGUAGUCAGCAAUAUUACGAUUGUGAAUACAGCAUCACCUACGAUAUAUAAACAGAUACAUUAAUACCCUCCCACAUGCACAAUUG
Molecule: messenger RNA, 2030 nt
Organism: Calliphora vicina (urban bluebottle blowfly)
Lineage: Eukaryota; Metazoa; Arthropoda; Insecta; Diptera; Calliphoridae
Exons: 4
Coding region: 1-1995 (664 amino acids)
Source: RefSeq, a predicted model, not a curated record